This is a messenger RNA of Tetrahymena thermophila SB210, 1218 nucleotides long. RefSeq names its product transmembrane protein, putative. The record is from RefSeq and is a predicted model, not a curated record. Lineage: Eukaryota; Ciliophora; Oligohymenophorea; Hymenostomatida; Tetrahymenidae. The transcript has a single exon.
AAAUAAUAAUAAAUAAAUUAGAAAAAAAAAAAUAUCUGUGAAAAAAGUAAGAAAUUUAAAAGAAUGAAAAGUAUUUUAUUAUACACUUUAUUUGCCCUAAUAUACAGCCAAGUAAAAGCUCAAAUUAUUUUUUUUGAGUAAGACUCUUAGUGCAGAUAAUAUGUCUCUUUUAAUUUUGGAAGUUCAGACUAAAUUAUUAAAUUUUAAAUGGAACUGUAUAGUACUAUUUCAUUUGUUUUCUCUACAUCUUGUCCAGGUAAUUAGUGUGUAAGUAAUCAAAAAUUAGACUGCUAGUCAUCAAAUGGGUGCAAGGUUUCUUCAUAAACAGAAAAUAUAAUUAAUGCUGCUAAUUAGACAAUAUUCUACGCAAACUAGGCUACUUCUUCUAUUUUUUGCUAAGGUUGUAAAGAAAUGUCAAUCAAAUAGUUAAAUUUUGAUUUUGUUUAUAGUGCUGCAGCAUACCAAUAUUAUGAUUAUGCUAUGUUAGGAUUAUUUCCUAGUAAUUCAUUUUCUAAUUUCUAUAAUUAAGUUUAAAGUGAUACUUACCGCUCAGAAUAAAAUCUGUGGUUUGCAUUAGCAAGCUGCUAUAAUAAAAACAGAGAUCUUAAUACUGAUUCAUAGAUGGGAUUCUUAUCAUUUAAUGAAACAAUCACAAAUAGACAAACAUAAAGGAUUUUUCCCUUACUUAAAUCUGAUACAACUUAGAAGUACUUUUAAGCAAGAGUUAUUUUUUAUGAUUAAAUCUUUGUUGGAUCAUAUUAACUUUAAAAUAAUUAUCAAUUUAUCGAAGUAUAUUAACAAAUAUUUGAUAAUAUAGUAACUAGAGUAUCCUAAAAAUAUAGAAUUUAAUAUGCAACUGCCUAAUAAGAUAUUAUGGUUUUAACAUGCAAUCCUUGCUUGGAUUUAGAUGACAUGGUUAUUUUAAACACAGUCGAUUAAUAUUAGUAUAAGCCUAUAUAAAUUAAUAGAAAAUACUUAACCACCUCAUAUAAUUCUAGUCACUCUAUUUUUAAUAUAAUAGCUUCUAAAGAAUAAGUUUUAAAUAUGGGAGUACCAUUUUUUUACGAUAAUGUCGUACUCAUAGCUGGGAGUGUUAUCAAUGUUUACGACCAAAAAUACCCUGAUGCAAAUACAAUUAUUUCUUCAUCUUCAUAAAUUAUUUCUUAUUAAAUAAUUUAUUUAGGGCUUCUCCUUUUAGCAUUAAUGAUAUUUGGCUGA